AUGUAUGUGAAAUGGUUUGAUACAGUAAUGUUUUACUAUGUUAUUUUAGUGAAUUUAGUGAAUGUUACUUUUUGUCAUUUUCAAAUUUCCCGCCAUUCCGUCGUUGCAGGGGACGGAACCCAGAAGACAGAUGCAGGCAUCCGCCGGAGGACAUUACAGGGGACACUGCAGGAGGGACAUUGCAGGAGCGCAGGACAAGGUAAGAGAAGAACAGAUCCCGGAGCAGCGCCGCAUGGUAAGCCCGAGUGUAGCUCGGGGUUACCGCUUGUGCUACACUCAGGAAUACCGCAAGGGAGGCUA
Messenger RNA from Staurois parvus, 300 nucleotides. The record is from the annotation of a GenBank genome assembly. Lineage: Eukaryota; Metazoa; Chordata; Amphibia; Anura; Ranidae.